AGCAACAAAAAGGGACUCGACACCAGAUAACCAGAAAGUCGAAGAAAAAUCCAGACGCUUCGUGUCAGGACGCAGUUGGAACAUUGGAUCACGCAAGUCGGGAUAUAACGUCUCAUUGUCUCUCCCAGCACACAAUCAGUGCAAUUAAACUUGAACGCAGCGCCUUUGUAUUUAAUUAAUUGUGAUGAUGAAUCGACCAACGGCCAACGGCACCAGCAGCAAAGUGUGCGCAUUGUGUCGUUCAAAAGCCUCGCAAAUCUGCGGAGGAUGCGGUGAAAUUUCUUACUGCUCAAAGGAACACCAGAAACAACAUUGGGCCACUCACAAGAGCCAGUGCAAACCUUACAAGAUUGUUUUCGACCAGAAAUAUGGCAGGAUCAUGGUGGCGUCCAAGAAUAUCAAACCGGGUGAAAUCAUAUUUCGGGAAAAGGCCAUUUUCACGGGACCCAAACAAGGUUGUCUGCCGUGCUGUUUGGCGUGCUACACCAGUUUGGAGAAUGUUGAAGAGGCCAGUCUCUUCCGGUGCCCUGGAUGUAAUUUCCCGUUUUGUCAAGAGAAAUGUGCCAAGAGUCCCGAACAUGGCGAAACGGAAUGCAAAGUUUUGAGCCGGACCAAAUCGCGCAUCACAAUAACCGACAUGAGCAAAUCGCAUCCGGUCUACCAAUGUAUUUCGCCACUCAGAGGACUUUUAUUGAAGACGACCCAGCCCAAAUUAUUCGAACAAUUCAACGGAUUGGAGAACCACAACGACUUGAGGAGAAAGUCGGACUAUUGGAGCGUCUACCAAAUCAACGUCGUCGAAUUUCUCCACAAGGUUUGCGAAUUAUCCGAUCAAUUUACCCAGGAAGAAAUCCACUCGGCUUGCGGGGCCCUGGACGUCAAUGCCUAUGAAAUCAGACCUCCCAACAGUGGCCAGCAACGCAUCCUCGGUCUGUUCCCUCUGGCCUCGAUGAUGUCUCACAACUGCGUGUCUAAUAUGAACCACGUCAUCGAUGCCAAUUACCAGAUGACAGUUCGAGCUUCAGUUCCAAUUAUGAGAGGAGAGCAAGUCUUUUCCAGUUAUGCUCUGGCGCUCGAAGGAACGAGAGAACGUCGAUCUCUGUUGCGUCAGAGUAAAUUAUUCGAAUGUGAUUGUUCCCGCUGCUCCGAUCCGACGGAAUGCUCAACUUAUUUAUCGGCCCUGCGCUGCCAGAAAUGCCCCACGGGCUUCGUGCUGCCCAUCCGCCCGCUGGAUGAGAAAGAAACGGAAUGGAAAUGCAAUUUGUGCUCGUACAAAUUGACGGCCGUCGUUGUCAACCGAGUGGUCGACAAACUCAAAGAAGAAUUCGAAACUAUCGGACCCAACGAAGUCGAAAAGUUCGAAGGAUUCCUAAGUCGACACGCCUCACUUGUCCAUCCCAAUCACUUCCUGUUCACGAGCGCCCGGCAGUCGCUGAGCCAAUUGUACGGACGGGAUGAAAAGUAUUUGCUCAACACUUUGACGAUGGAACAGCUGGAACGUAAAGUUGCCAUCUGCCGGCAGUUGCUGGAUGUGGCGGAUGUCGUCGAGCCCGGCCUGACACGAAUCAGAGGUGUGACACUAUACGAGAUGCACGCGCCAAUGUUGCUGAUGGCUAGACGAACGUUCGAGGCCGGCCAAAUCAGUUCGGCGGAAUUCAAAGAGAAGAUUGAAUCUGUCCGGUCGAUAUUGUCGGAAGCCACUAGAAUCUUGUCGCUAGAAGAUCCUGCCUCGACGGAAGGGGCCAUGGGUAGUGCGGCCGUUCAAGCCCUGGAUCAAAUCCAGCGAUGGAUCUCGUCCAUGUGAUGCACAACUAAUAAGGGAAAAUAAACGAAUUGAUUUCUCA
Molecule: messenger RNA, 1844 nt
Organism: Daphnia pulex (common water flea)
Lineage: Eukaryota; Metazoa; Arthropoda; Branchiopoda; Diplostraca; Daphniidae
Product: SET domain-containing protein SmydA-8-like
Exons: 8
Coding region: 185-1804 (539 amino acids)
Molecular function (GO): protein binding
Source: RefSeq, a predicted model, not a curated record